Vigna unguiculata (cowpea) is the source of this 1726-nucleotide messenger RNA. RefSeq lists its product as uncharacterized. Lineage: Eukaryota; Viridiplantae; Streptophyta; Magnoliopsida; Fabales; Fabaceae. The record is from RefSeq and is a predicted model, not a curated record. Gene Ontology annotation, cellular component: cytoplasm; membrane. Gene Ontology annotation, molecular function: protein binding.
AAUACAGGCGUGGGAGACCAAACUUAGAGUUCUGUUCUGUCCUGUUUCCUCUUUUCCUCCUUUCUCAAUUUCUCUCCGUUCUUCCCAACCAGCACCGAGUCACAGACUCACCGAUCUUUCGAUCCUCUUUCGUCUUGGUUUAUGAGCUCGAAGGAGAGACCCACUCUUGGUGGCACGCGGAUUAAGACCCGCAAACGGAAUAUUGCAGCGCCCCUGGACCCUGCAGCAUUCUCGGAUGCAGUGGUCCAGAUUUAUUUGGAUAAUGCUGGUGAUCUGGAACUUAUUGCUAAGAGCAUUGAAUCUUCAGACCUUAACUUCUCAAGAUACGGUGACACCUUUUUUGAGGUUGUUUUCACUGGGGGUCGUACACAACCUGGAACUACCAAGCCUGAUGAAGGGGACCGUCAUCCUUACUCCAUAAUAGAGUGUGAACCUAAGCGUGAAGUCAUCCUACCAUCUGUAAUCUAUAUACAAAAGAUUUUGCGGCGAAGGCCAUUUCUCAUCAAGAACCUUGAAAAUGUCAUGCGAAGAUUCCUCCAGUCGUUGGAGCUUUUCGAGGAAAAUGAGAGGAAGAAGUUGGCAAUCUUCACAGCACUUGCAUUCUCCCAGAAGCUGUCUGGUCUCCCACCAGAAACUGUUCUCCAACCACUGCUUAAAGAUAACCUUGUGGCCAAAGGGCUAGUUCUGUCAUUUAUGACUGACUUCUUUAAGGAGUAUCUGAUUGACAACAGCCUUGAUGAUCUUAUUUCAAUUCUGAAACGGGGAAAAGUAGAGGAUAAUCUUUUGGACUUUUUCCCCCCUACAAAAAGAUCUAAUGAAGCUUUCUCUGAGCAUUUCAGCAAGGAAGGACUGGUGGCCUUGGUGGAAUAUAAUGAAAAGAAAAUUUUCGAAGUGAAAUUGAAGGAAAUGAAGGCUGCUUUAACAACACAGAUAACUGAGGAAGCUGAUACAGCUGAAGUCAUUGAGACCGUGAAGUUGCGGGUUAGGGAUGCUAAAUUGCCAGACAUUGAGGUGGUGCGGGUAGUGUGGGAUGUUUUAAUGGAUGCUGUUCAGUGGUCGGGGAAAAACCAGCAACAGAAUGCAAACGCAGCCCUCCGACAGGUAAAAACUUGGGCAGAACUGUUGAAUACAUUCUGUACCAGUGGGAAACUUGAGCUGGAACUGAUGUACAAAGUACAAAUGCAAUGCUAUGAGGAUGCUAAACUUAUGAAGCUGUUCCCUGAGAUUGUUAGAUCUCUCUAUGACCAGGAUGUACUGGCUGAAGAUACAAUUCUUCAUUGGUUCCGAAAAGGAACAAACCCCAAGGGCAGGCAAACCUUUGUGAAGGCGCUGGAACCCUUUGUUAUUUGGCUGGAGGAGGCUGAAGAGGAGGAGUAAGUGUUGUGUGGAGGUUCGGGGCUGAAGAUAUUACCUUGUCUUCAGCUCUUGUACCAUUAACUAAGAUAUUAGCACGUAUUGCCCCAAGCUCGAUUCUUCGUAGUAGUACUGUUAAUUUUAUUUAUGUUUUGUGUUUGACUAUGCUUCGUUGUACCCUUGGGGACAUAUCACUGUGCUUGCGCCACUCUGAUAUGUUGUUAUACGGGUGCAUUACUGUAUCUGGAGUGGUCGUUUCAAUAAUGGGUGUACUGUCCCUCUUAACUUAUCGUUUCAUCAAAUCAUUAAUGCAGCCGUUGGACGUUUGCUUACCUUUAAUUCAAUGCGAAUGUGAUAAUGUUUUAAUGUUUAA